GAUGGAUACUCUGAGCUGUCGGCUUAUGAGAGGAAAAGGCUGAAGAACAUCACAGAAAAUGCCAAGUUCUUCGCUGCUUUGAAGCUGCACAAGUCAGCUGCAAGACUUCAACAGAUGGCAAAUAAGAGACAGUCUCACACCACCAAAAGAGUGAAGCCUAAGAAGGCAGAAGAUGAAACAGUGCGGCGAAGAUCCAUGCGCUUACAGAGAAUUGAUCCGUCAGGAAUUCCAUUGGCAGAGAUGCCUGCCCAGCCUGAAGCAGAGGAAUAUGUAAAAUGGCCUCAGGUGCCAGCCGGACCUUUGCCAAUGAUUCCAGAAGAUCAGGUGGAGAACAGCAAAUUGACAGAUGACCUGUUGGCUACAUGGAUGAGGAUAAGUGAGGUGAAAGAUCAUGGUACUGAAAAGCUCACAAGUGACAUGAAAAGAUACCAGGACAGCCUGAACAGCAUGAUGCUUGGUGAAGACAGCAUUAAAAAGGUGGUGAAACACCGAGUGUGUUCCAUGGCUAUCCAUCCUUCGGAAAGCAUCAUUUUGGUGGCAGCUGGAGACAAGUGUGGGCAGAUCGGUCUCUGGAAUGUGAGCUGCGGGGCUGAAGAAGGAGCACAUGUCUUCACGGCACACAAUCACCUAGUCAGCUGCAUGCAUUUUUCUCCAUUCAAUCCCGCUCACUUGCUGUCUCUGAGCAAUGAAAGCCUGCGAUGUGGUGAUGUUACUAGAGCUGUCUUUGAUGAGAUCUGCAGAAGUGAAGACGAUGAAGUCACCCUGUCUUCCUUUGACUUUCUGGAUAAUAACGCCUCCACUGCAGUAGUAGGAUACUGGGAUGGCAACGUCUCUGUUGUGGACAGGCGGACCCCUGGGACGUCUCCAGAGCUCUCUGCAGACAUUGGCUUCAAAAGAACAAGGACAGUCCACGUUCACCCCGUGAAUAAGCAGUAUUUCAUUGCUGCUGGCUCCAUGGAUGUUUGUAUUUAUGACAUUCGGUACCUGAAGGCAAACCAGAGCAAGCCCGUGAGCAGCCUGAGAGGACACACCAAGAGUGUCGCUUCUGCCUAUUUCUCCCCUGUCACUGGGAGCAGGGUGGUGACGGUGUGUGCCGACAACAAGCUGAGGGUCUAUGACACCACUUCUUUGUCACCCACGGUCACGGCUCUCAGCACUGUCAGCCACAACAACCAAACGGGCCGCUGGCUGACCAGGUUCAGAGCAGUAUGGGACCCCAAGCAGGAGCACUGCUUCGUGGUGGGCAGCAUGGCACGGCCGAGGCAAAUCGAAGUCUUCCAAGAUACUGGAAAACUCUUGCACUCGUUUUUUAACCUCGACUGGCUUGGGUCCAUCUGCUCCAUCAACAUCGUUCACCCCAGUAGGAACAUCCUGGUGGGUGGCAACUCCAGUGGGCGCCUUCACGUGUUCAAAGAGUAG
This is a messenger RNA of Nestor notabilis (Kea), 1419 nucleotides long. It is a transcript of the gene WDR76, whose product is annotated as WD repeat domain 76. The transcript is spliced from 11 exons. The annotation marks the transcript as partial. Gene Ontology annotation, molecular function: protein binding; DNA binding. Gene Ontology annotation, biological process: regulation of DNA damage checkpoint. Gene Ontology annotation, cellular component: nucleus. Lineage: Eukaryota; Metazoa; Chordata; Aves; Psittaciformes; Psittacidae. The record is from RefSeq and is a predicted model, not a curated record.